This is a messenger RNA of Guillardia theta CCMP2712, 1436 nucleotides long. RefSeq lists its product as hypothetical. Gene Ontology annotation, molecular function: small GTPase binding; GTPase activator activity. Lineage: Eukaryota; Cryptophyceae; Pyrenomonadales; Geminigeraceae. The record is from RefSeq and is a predicted model, not a curated record. Bases 290 to 1231 code for a protein of 313 amino acids. Gene Ontology annotation, cellular component: cytosol; perinuclear region of cytoplasm; nucleus. The transcript has 2 exons. Gene Ontology annotation, biological process: nucleocytoplasmic transport; activation of GTPase activity.
UGACUUUGUCAAGAUCGCCCCAAGAAGCCCGGCUGGCUUCGACAAGAACCAGCAUCUGCGCCUGAAGGUUGUUACGAACAGAGCGGACGUUCCUGUUUUCAAGUUGGACAAACUCCCUGACAGACAUCACUCCACGACAUCAUCCCUAGAUGUUUCCACCAGACGACUGGAAGGAAGCUUUUGCAGUUUCUGCAGUGACGCUGAACCUGGCUGCAUUCAGGACGCAGUGGACAACGAAGGGUCGGUUCGCACCCGAGCCAUCGAGGAGUAUUUGUCAACCUGUUACUCAAUGAGGACAGCUCCCAUCACAAAGUUAGUGCAAAACUUGAGCUCCCUCCACAGGAUCGAUUUGAAAAGUCGGGGGAUGGGGAACCGUGGGUGCGUCGCUCUCGCCUCCUUCGUGCGGGCCAACACAAGCCUGGAGGUGCUGCACCUGGAGGACAACAACAUCGGGUUGGAAGGCUUGACUGCCAUGUCCAAGGCGAUUGCGCAAUCGAAGAGUGUCAGAGAGCUAUACUUGAGCUCCAACAACCUUGGAGAAGCCGGAGCUCAACUUCUUUCUUCGUGUCUGUCGGGCAAUGAGACUGUGAGAGUUCUAGGGUUGAGAUCGAAUGCCAUCAGCGACCAUGCAGCUUCCGGCCUGUUCGAAGCGCUGGCAACCAUCAUUUCGCUCGAGGAGCUCGACCUUACGUGGAACAGCCUCCGCAAUGGUGAUGCGCUGGUGAAGUUGCUGCAGAGCAGCAAGUCUAUAAAAGCUAUUCGUCUUGCCUGGAACAGAUUCGGUUCAGCAGGAGCGAAGGCUCUAGCUCUUGCUCUGCGUGCAGGGUGCAGCGUUACGAAACUCGAUCUGUCUAAGAACGAUGUAGGGCUUGACGCUUGUGAGUUCUUCGCACGGACGCUGUCCAUGAACACAAGCCUUCUGGACUUGAACCUUAACGGCAAUCCCAUUGGUAUGGAAGGCGUCCUACUCCUGCUCAGUGGAAUUAUGCCGGAAUCGCCGCUCCGAUCGAUCUACUUCGCAGAUUGUGGCGUUGGAAGCAAGGGAAAGAUAGCGAUUCGCGCCUUAGAAACCGGGGGAGGGAAUGUCGAUGAACUACGAAAGCUGUGCCCCGAGCUGCUGGGAACGCUUAAGCCCCUCGUUGUGAAGAAACCAGCCAAGAAAGCAAGCGAUCCAUUCAGACAGAAAGAGUGGGUGUCGACGAAACCUCUGGCUGUGGCGUACGUUCGGUGAACUCAGCGUGAGUUCAAGAAUUGCUUGACGAAUUGCUGUGUACAUGUUGCAUGCCAAAUUAGUUGCUGGAAAAUAUGACGUGAUAGACUUUGGACGGUGAGAUGAUCUCUUCUUUAACACACUACACAAGUACACUUUUCGCUUUUUAUUCCUAAAGUUGAAAUAUUUCAUGAUUUAAGAACGAGGCUUCUCCUUCUUCUCCUUG